Molecule: messenger RNA, 2322 nt
Organism: Somion occarium
Lineage: Eukaryota; Fungi; Basidiomycota; Agaricomycetes; Polyporales; Cerrenaceae
Source: the annotation of a GenBank genome assembly
GGCUUGCUCAGCUUCACACUAUCGGAGAGCGGUAGAUGUUUCUCAUUCACACCCACCUCCGUCUGUAUAUCACGAGGGUUGUCUGAUACCAUGUCUAAUGCACAGAACAAUGAGUCUGGAGUAGGGGGAAAUUCAGGAACUAGCCAAUUCAGACGGACAAUCCUGGAGUUUCUAGCAGGCCAUACGGCAGACCAAGAUGAUAUGUUUGUCAUCGAUGCAGAUACUGGCAAUGGUCAAGUCCGUAUAUCUGCGACUGAUUUGCUUCGCUAUCUUACCGCGAGCCAAGCGGACGACGAGGACGAUGAGGACGAUGAUGAAUACCACCAGGAAGAUGAUGACGACGACGACGACGAACUCUUUCGCAUUGCCCCCAGAGAACGAGCGCAUUAUGGGCCGUUGUUUGAGCCCGUCACCGAACCCAAAGAAGAAGGUCUUGCCCUCCUCAUGGGUGGAGAGUUUGGACGGGUCGGACAUCAGUACAGUUCGAGGGACGGUGAUAAUAGCUUUGCAAAGACACUUCUCAACAGAGGUAGUCGAUUACGCCCUGUCUAUCGAGAAGACGUGGCCAGUGAAAUGAUACCAAAUUCGAAUGGUGUUGCUGUCGCACGGUAUUCAGCAAACGCUUAUGUUGGCCAGUACUCCUCAGAUUCUUCAUUCUACUACACAUGUGUUCGAGAUUUCCGCUUGCAUAUCUAUGAUACUACCGCUCCGGUUGAGCCUACAGACGAUGCUUCCGCACGGAGGUCCCCAGGACACUUGACUACAAUGAAGGUUAUCAAAGACAUCCAAGCUCAUGCAGACAAUUGGACUAUCACGGACUCUCACCUAAGUCCUGAUAACCAGAGGAUGAUAUACGCCACAGUCUCGAACAACGUCUACAUGACGUCAACGCUAGACUCAUCAACCGAACAUAGAGCUAUCAACUUCUCAGACAACACGUCAAGGCGGCCUCGACGCUCGUUGCGUUACGAUGAUGACGAUUAUUAUGGUAUCUGGAGUUGCAAGUUCUCUGCAGAUGGCAACGAAAUCGUAGCAGGCGGUCGAUCGCAUAUUUUCGUGUAUGACCUCCUCGAGGAUAGGCGGACCGUGAAAAUUCCAGCUCAUGAGGAUGACAUUAAUAGUUGUUGCUGGGCUGAUACUGCUGGAAAUGUUCUUGUCAGUGCCUCAGAUGAUAGUUUCCUCAAAGUCUGGGAUCGACGGUCACUAGGUUCUUCUCGAGAACCGUCGGGCGUUUUGAUCGGUCAUACUGAGGGCAUCACGUACGUCUCUGCGAAGGGUGACGGUCGUUACGUUAUUUCGAAUGGGAAAGAUCAAGUAUUACGGUUAUGGGACUUACGAAGUAUGCGAAGUAAUCUCGACUAUGAACAAGCAAAGAGAACACCUUGUGGGAUCCCUCACUUUGAUUACAGGACACAUCGAUAUCCACGUCCUAGACAUAAGGCACAUCCUCUUGACUGCUCGGUCAUGCAAUAUACGGGACAUGAAGUGCUUCGAACAUUGAUACGUUGUCACUUUAGUCCUGCUGAAACCACCGGAUCUCAGUACAUCUACUCGGGCAGUGCCGAUGGGCAGAUCCAUAUAUGGUCGCUGGAUGGACAAGUGGUACAAACAUUGGACCGCUCCUCUACGCAACCCAUGAUAUUUGACCCAUCGGGGCCGGAACCAGAACCGACGGCUCAUCCACCCAAGAGGAUAACCGUUCGUGACGUCAGUUGGCAUUCGCAGCAACCUGUCUUGAUGAGUGCUGGAUGGCUCAGUGACGGCUGGGAUAGUCGCGAAGGGAGUGUCAUUGCACGGCACGAGUGGAAAGGUCUGUCAAAGAUGCGGUAUAAUCUUAAGGAUUACGUCGAGAAACAGAAGUCUGAACGCUCUGAACGAGCGAACAGGAGAGCCGGCCUGAGAGAGGCGGAGUACUCUAUGCCGGGUACUUUCACAGAUUCGGAUGUUGAUUGGGAUGAUGGUGACGACGAUGAUAUGUAAACGACCACGAUUUGGGUUGGAUUGUACGGAUUGGAUUGUGUACCAUUAGUGAGUGCUAGAUCAUGUUGUUCUCGGACCCUUUCCCUUCUGGCUUACAUGUUCGAAGUUGAGAAUAUGUGGACUAAGCUUUGGAAUUGAGGCGAACAUACUUACUGCUUCGCACCGAUCAACAGUUUGACGGUACACAUAAACGCUGAGCAGCAGGUUUAGGAGACACUUCCUUGCUUUCCGGCUACAUCUAACGAUCUUGUUAACAAACCUCCUCCAUCCUUCAAUGUUUACGCAAUUCAGAUAUACAACAGAUAUUUCUUUCAACAAGAGGGCUCGAAGUUCAGUGGAUGC